This is a messenger RNA of Erinaceus europaeus (western European hedgehog), 712 nucleotides long. RefSeq names its product galectin-related inter-fiber protein (gene GRIFIN). The record is from RefSeq and is a predicted model, not a curated record. Gene Ontology annotation, molecular function: carbohydrate binding. Lineage: Eukaryota; Metazoa; Chordata; Mammalia; Eulipotyphla; Erinaceidae. The transcript has 5 exons. Bases 172 to 606 code for a protein of 144 amino acids.
UGGGGCCCAGACAGGGGCACAGGCUGGGGGUGGCUGGCUCUAUGCCCCCCAGGUGCCAGGGUGGGUGGCACUGUGCCCCGGGCCCCUCUCCCCACCCACCCUGCCUAUAACCCGGGCCCCUCUCCCCACCCACCCUGCCUAUAACCCGAAGGCUGCUUGCUGGACGGACACAUGGCUCUGCAGUUCGAAGCCUUCUGCGCGGGCGGUCUGGCCCCAGGCUGGACCCUGCUGGUGCAGGGUCAAGCGGACUCGGCUGAGGACAGGUUUGAGAUCAACUUCCUGUCCGAGGCUGGAGACAUUGCAUUCCACGUGAAGCCACGAUUCUCCUCGGCUAUGGUGGUGGGUAAUGCCUUCCUGAGGGGGCACUGGGGGCAUGAGGAGACGGCUGAACUCUUCCCAAUGGUUCUGGGCCAGCCCUUCCAGAUGGAGGUCAGCUCGGACCCAGGGCACUUCCUGGUGCGGGCCCAGGAGCUGGCUCUGCUGCGAUUCACCCACCGCCUGGUACCACUGCCCUCGGUCACCCGCCUGCAGGUGCUGAGUGACCGGCCGCUGGGCCGCGUGGAACUGACCCGCAGGGGCCAGGCCUGGGGUGAGGGAGACUUCUGAGCUGUGUCUACCCCAAGAGGAAGCCCUGCCUUGCCCGGUGGCCCCCACCCCAGCUGUGCCCAAUAAAACCUGAGCACCCACAGUAAAGGCUGGAGCCUGACUGGGG